ACUAUGUGAGCACUCCUUUUUAUAGCAUUAAUGUUUUCAUGUGGUAUGAAAGUCUUGGUGGAUGCAAGGAAUAAGCUGAGCAUUCCCUGGGAAAACACUGAAAAUGAAAAGCACGGAAUGUUCGUCAUGGCAUUUGAAAACAAAUGUGGCAUGCCAGUGGAGCCAGCCACAUUUCAAUUAUAUGUGCCAGCACUGAGAGCACUCUGGCAAGAUUCAGGAAUCCAGGAAGCAUACAACAGAAGACGAGAGUUUCAACUGGGUGAAUCUGUGAAAUAUUUUCUGGAUAAUCUUGACCAGAUUGGACAAUUGAGUUACCUUCCCAGCAGGCAUGAUGUCCUACUUGCUAGAAAAGCCACCAAAGGAAUUGUGGAGCAUGAUUUUGUCAUAAAAGGAAUUCCUUUCAAAAUGGUAGAUGUGGGUGGUCAACGGUCACAGAGGCAGAAAUGGUUUCAAUGCUUCGAUGGCAUUACCUCCAUUCUAUUCAUGGUUUCCUCAAGUGAAUAUGACCAAGUCUUGAUGGAAGACCGGCGGACAAACCGUUUGGUAGAAUCAAUGAACAUCUUCGAGACCAUUGUAAACAACAAAUUAUUUUCCUCUGUCUCCAUUAUUUUGUUUCUGAACAAAAUGGACUUGCUUGUGGGGAAGGUGAAAACAGUCAGUAUUAAGAAAUAUUUCCCAAAUUUUGAGUGGGACCCUCAUAAUCUAGAGGAUGUACAAAAAUACUUGGUUCAGUGCUUUAACAACAAGCGACGAGAUCGCACCAAACCAUUGUUCCACCACUUUACAACAGCCAUAGACACUGAAAACAUUAGAUUUGUAUUCCACGCAGUGAAAGACACUAUUCUGCAAGAGAAUUUGAAAGAUGUAAUGUUGCAGUGAAGAGAUCAUCAUUGAACUUUGCUCUUUGGUAUUUCCUCUGCCAUCAGCACCAUGUCCAAGGACUCAGUGGCUGACAGUUGUGGAUUUAAUAGGCAUCUCUGACUACAUGAAAGCUUGAUGCUUGACAGCAUCUUAUUGGAAGUGCUUAUAAGUGUCCUUUUUCACUUCAAUACAAGUGCUCCAACCUUAGAAGCAUUGUGAAUAAUCUUUUUAGACAUUUGUUGCACUAAAGGGCUCUUAUCUGAUUGUGUUGUUUGAUAAAAUUUGGUAACUGAACAAUUUACUUCAAUCGAUUAAGUUCCUUUAACGAAAAUUGCAUGCAAUUCAAAAAAUGCUUGCAUGAAACUCUGCAUCGAUUAAAAUUUCAGGGAAAUUUAUUAUCCAAGCUACUCUACGGACUUUAGCCCUCAUCAGCAUUCAGGUAUUUACUACUGCCUAAUGCAAACUGGAUCUGAAGUCCAAAAUCUCUCUGAGCAGUGAGAAGUGGAUAGCAUGCCCAGAAAUGCUGAUCCUCUGUUGCUAUAUACCUUUUUGGGAAGAAUGUUGCAAACAGCUAUCAAAUAGCAAACAGCUAUCAACAAUUAUAACACAAUUAACAUACUGUUAAUUUGCUGAACAUUCGGGACUACAAUGUAAAGCAGCUGACUUCACAGUUGGCUUUUGUAAACAUUUUUACAGUUAAGUAUGACAUGCAAGAUUUAAUGGGUACAACCUGGAGUUCUGCUUUAUUGUGAAUGUGCUUGUUACUUCAAGCUAUGGUUUUCAUGAAGUCCCUUCACAGUGGUAUCUGACUUGUAUGUAGAGCAUCCAUAGAAUGUAUUACAGGUGUGAGUUGUUGUUUAAGUUUGAUAAAGAGUUGGAAAUGUCUAUUGGCUGGGGUGCUGAUCAAAACUCAGUUUUAAACCUGAAAACAGGUCACAAUCACACUAGCCAUUGGCUUGUAGCAUAUGAACUUUAUUUUAGAAAUAUAUUAUCAGAUAAUGAUUCAAAACUAAUUCAUAAUCAAAAUCAACUGUGCACUCUUUUGUAGAAUAGGAGAUUUUUGGAACUGGGUUACAGUUAUGGAAAUGCUCUUUUGAAGUGAGUGGCUGCUACCAACAAGCAUACAGGAGGAGUCUUGAAAACAGGAGUAUCUGACACCGAUGCGAGCUGAAUUUUUCAUAGCACCAACUGUAGUGUAAUGGUGGAUUUUUGACCCAUAUUGAUCAGAUGUGACCUAGAAAACUCUUAACAUGUUACCAUUGUCUGGGGAAUCUGAACUUCCAGCUAAUCUUUUCUUAAUUACACAAAAUGGCAUUUUUUGUUUCUAAGCCUCCAGGUACUUUAUCGAGUUUAAUUGAAUAUCUUAUGUAGCAUACUAAAUGGAUAAAUGCAACAGGUUCAAACUGGUAAUGAAAAAAAGAGUUUUGAUUUGCCUGUAAUUUUAAGCACUUUUUUUGUUUAAAUUUGCUUUGGCACUAUUGAAUUUGUCUUGUUAAUCUUUAAGUUGUUCGAUGUGAUUUCAUUUUCACAUUUUUCUAUCACCUAAAUUUUGAAUUUGCUGACCACUUUAGCAACACUUGAUUGUGGAAUACCACAUUUGAAUAAAUUAGCAUUUAGAAUUUAACAAAUGGUAUAAACUGUACAAUAAGAAAGGUCUUCAACAAUAAAGUGGCAGCAACACUUUGUCUCAUAGUUAAUAAUGUUGCAUUUUAAUAUGUGUGGUUUAAACUUUGACACAAGGAGAGUAGAAAUGACGAGUUUAAAUAGUUGUCUAACCUGAGCAGCCUAUUUUCAACCAAGACUAAAUUUAUUUGGAGUAACCAUGAAAGACAUUUUUAUUUUAAAUGGUAAUUCAUGACAAAGAUAUAUAUGUUAAAACUACUUGAAAGGAAUGGCUUAACAUUGGCAUUCUAGGUAUCAUAAGAAAUAUUGCUAUUUUCUUAAAGCAAAUUUCCCCAAUCAUUUUCAAGAAAUUUCCAGUCUGUUUCAGCUGUGGUAUUCAUCUGAAAAUGACAAAUAUGUAAACCCACAAGAUAUGACUUAAGUGCAAUUUGUUUGUGCACUCUUCGUCAGCUGCACAUACAUAAGUGUCUAUACUCUUAACCAUAACGAUAAAAGUAAUUUCACAGGUAGUAAAUCAUUUAAAAUUAACAAGAAAGAUAUUUGCAGUUUUUGCUUUUGAACAGUUUUUUUGUGAUGUUUACCUGGAAAAUGUAUUAAUUCCUCUCUUCCUCCUUCUGCCUCCUCCCCCACCCACAUUUCUUCUCGAGUUAACAUUAUAAAAUUGAAAUUCCUUGGGAAAUCUAAUCAAAAUCAAACUCAAGCCCAGAUUAGAGAGUCAAAUCUGACAAGAGGGUCCUCUGCUGACAACUUGUCUUUUAAUCUGUUAGUGUUUCCCAUAUGUGAAUUAUGUUCAUGAAAUAUAACUUAAGUCAGAUUAUUCAGUGUAUGGCAUCAGAUACUCUUCACUAAUAACUACUUGAAAAAAGAGCUUGCUCAAAUGUUUUUCUUCUGUACUGUUUCAAUGUUUAAGAACCAGGGAAGUGUGAUGCAGUUUCAAACAAGCAGGAAUGAAUUUAAACAGAAUCAGAUGUUUGUACAUUUGUGUUCAGAGUUUGUCUAAUUGUGUUUUGUGCAAAGUGCACUUAACCAUCUUUUUAGCACUUAGAAGGAUCAUUCUCCAAGUAUGUUUUACUCUAAUAUCUAUAGGAAUUUAUUUUGUUAUUUUCCAUUCAUUCUUUCUACCUCCCCUCCUCCUCUUCCUGCCAAAUUCUGGACAAUUAAAAUAGUGAAGAGUUGAACAAUCUGUAAUAGUCUCCAAUUUUUAUACAGUAUAGUACAAGUUGUUUGGCACAUCCAGAUUUAUUAGCUGCGGAAUAUGCUUACAGAGGGGCUUUAUUUGGUUGUGUCUUCAUUGGACUCAUUAUUGUUAGUUUUAUGAGAAGGAAAUUUGGGGCUUAGAGACACUCAUUAAAUGGCAUUUUCUGUUUUAGGAAAGAUCUAUGGGCUAACAAAUAUUUGGCCAGUAUCUAAUGCUGAAUACUUUUGCCAUGUACUAGCUUUUUCUGUUGCCUUCUCUGGUAUGUUGUGAACUCCUUUCAUUGUUGACGUAACACUAAUGUUUCAUUCUUGGUCAGCUCUGACUUAUCUGAUGCAGACUGUUUUGUGUUAUAAUAGUUUAUUCUCCCAGCUUUCUGUUUUUGUUUUGCAAAGUUAAGUGCUUUAGGUGGAGAAAGAGUAAAGAUAAAAUAAAUGAGAGAAGGACCUUUCAAGUCCACUUAACUUCAGUUGAUAGUGGUUAGUGUUGAGCCAAAUUAUAUAAUUUCUAUGGGAUUCUUCUGAUCUCCUGCCAUUAAAUCAAUGGAAACCUUGUAGAUUCUGCAUAAAAGACACUUUACAGGAUUCUAUGACUGAAGUUAGUGGGUUAUCAAGAAACAUCUACUUCAUAGUUUCAGAGCAUAAAGUAAAAUUCAUGAAGUUGCAUAAACUAUUUCUGCAUAAUACUUAAGAACUGCCAAGCAGCAGAUUCCAAUUACAGAUAGUUUUACUAGCACAAAUGGCUGAAUGUAGUUGAAACCUUCUUGCUUCAUUGUGCAUUCAUUCCACUCUUCUUCAUUUUGCUGGGUUCAUUUUCUGUUUUCCAUGCUAUUGAUGAAAUUUGAAUACAUUCCACUUUGGAAAAUCAACUUAUCAUUUUGCAGACACAUUGCAAUGUUUCUUGUCCAGUAUGAUCCAACACUUCUCUUUCAAUUAACCUCACAUUCUGUCAUCUCUUGUUGGUCUAAGUUUAGGGAAAAUGUUUGAAGUUAUUCUGGAAUAAUAUUUGUUAUGAAUUAUAUUGUCUCAUUAAUUCAGUUAACUGAACUGAGAUUUAAAAUAAAAAUGCCACUAGGAUUUGUGUCCAAAUACAGUCAGAGAUGGGUUUUUAACCACUAAGUUUGCUCCCUCAGGAAUUACAUUGAAACUCCGAUAAUGUUUUACAAAUCUGUCAGAGUUGUACAGCAUGGACCUUUUAAUCGUUCAUUGAAAGUAUCCAGUUAAUCGGAAUGUUAACAUCACUAAUCAAGAACUGACCUGAAUCUUGAGUGUUUUUUUUUGCAGAAAUCAAACAUUUCAUUUUUGCAGUUUCAUUGAUAAAGUAACUCAUUUUGCAGUGGGCAUUUUGUAUUGGAGAAUGUUCAGAGAAAAGUCGUAAUUGAUCAUGAGACUUGGACGUUGAAGUUGUGAAGACCAAGGUUGCCAAAUUGAUCUCUUCCAUUGAUGGAGCAUACUGAGAGAGGAUUUUAAGUUACUGGAUUUAAAUAGGCUGAGAGGCAUGGCUGAAUCAUGAUUUUGUUUCACACCAAUCUUCUAAUUCAACUUCACAGAAAAUUCACCAGUUCCAACAAUUCCACCCUUCACUCCAGUGGAAUGUUGGAUAAUAGAAUGGAAUUCUAAUUUCUCUGUUGCUAAUAUAACGAACUUGGAAAAAUUACAGUGAAUGAUUGAUUGGUUAGAGUAAAACAUCUUUUAUAGAGUGCUUUUAGAUUAUUUAUGUUGUGCUUUCUGCCACCUCUGGUCAUCCCAAAGCACUUUAAAAUCAAAUUUGAGUACUUUCAAAGUAUAGCCACUAAAAAAAAUGUAUGAAAUGUGGUAUCCACUUUGCACACCUCAUGUCCAGGUGUUCCUUUUUAAUUUCCAGGGGGGUGGGAGGGAUGUGUGUGGAAAAGAGCAGAAUAGUAUCAUUGGGGUCAAGAUGGGGCCACGGUUUAACUAUCUAAUCUGAAAGACAGCAUCUCCAAUAGUACAAUCCUCCAGUGUUUGUGUCUGGAUUGGGGUUUAAAACCACAUAUGUCUGACUGAGAGAUAUCUCUUAACAGAACUGGACAUUAGUAAAUACGUAUAUAUUUGGGUAUUUGUUGUUUAAGUAUGUUUUCCGAUAUUGUCAAGAAACUGUACAUGCAGAGCAAGUGAUAAUUCAUCUGUAGAAUACAACAGCUUGGGUUUGAGCAAUGUCUACGUUCUUGUUCAUUUGUGGAAAUAGUGAAAUCGUGGAAAAUGCCAGCUUUCAAAACUGUCACCUUUUGGUCAUUCAUCUGGAAGCUUAAAUGAAUUGUUAGCAUUCCGGAUAAUACUGAUUGUGUGAUACAUUCCAUAGAUGUUUGUACUCCUAGUAAAUUAUCAUACUAUCUGCUAAUUUAACCCUGUAAAUGCAGAUUUGUACAACGAGACCAGGGUCAUUGGUAAAUUUGUGCCACAGAUGUCCAGACUAAUGCACAGCCAAUUUUAACAGUUAUCUCUCAGUAAACAUGAGCAAAUGUUAGUACCAAAACAAUGUCACAUUUUUGUAUUAUAAUGUGCACAGACAUGAAAAAAAGAGCCAUUUUCAUUUUAUUCAGAAUUUUAAUAUUUACUAAAAGGCUGCUUGUGAAUUACUUUGUUACACCUCCUGCCCUGUGCUGUGGCGUACAAGGAUCUGAGAACAAUCUGCAAGGCAGCAUGUGUGGGAUUCUGGGCAAAAGAGGCAUUUGUAGAAACAUGGAAAUAUCAUUCCAUGGCUUCAAGAUUGCAUUUGGAUCACAAAUUUGGCCUUUUUGUUAAUAACUUUGUGCAAGUCUCUAUCCAAAUGCAGAAAUAUUUUAGAGUAAAUUUCUGAUUUGCAUAUUAAAGUUUGCAUUUGUUUGACACUUUUUCUUUCCUCAGGAUGCUGCUAUUAAUGCAGUUUAAAUGUGGUCACUAUUGUCAAGUUGGCAAAAAUGACACCAGUCACUUUGCAAAACAUUGGGUUCCACAAAUAGCAACGGGAAUUCAUCUGUGUUCUGAUUGUUGUUUUGAAAAAAGAGUAUUGGCAGGACAAGUGAAAAAUUCACCACUGUUUUCCAAGUGGUGCUGUGGGUCUAUCAGUUCCUGCUGAAUAGGCAGAUUGGUCUCUGAAAGAUGGUACCUCAGGCAAUGUAGCAUUCUAAGUGUCAAUUUUGAUGAUAUGCAAUCGGGUUUGAACCAACCUACUGAAAUGAGUUGCUACAAAUUGGGUCAAAUUAACAGUUUAGCAUUCCCAUUAGCUGUUGAAGGCAAUUUUAAUGCUGAGGAAUGUAAACGAAUCUUGCACUGAUAAAUUAAUAGUGAGUCAUUACACUUUGCAGGCAUGAUAUAACUUGCAGGUAUGAUAUAACGAUCAUAGAUAUUGAGCUACGUAAAACACAUGAAUCCUAAUCUCUCCGCCAUUUUAGGUGAAGUUUCUGUAUUGUCUCAUCUGUAAGAUAAAACUUCUAUUCCUAUUUCUUGCAUUUCCUUUGGGAGCCAGCAAAAGCUGCAAUACAGAAAAUGUCAGUGAAAGUAGAUGGGUUAAAGCGUUUUGUUAAUUAAGGAUCCUCCUCCCUUUUCCUUUUAAAAUGAUUUUUUUCCCAUGAAAAUUAUUGGAAAAUGUUUGUCUCGCUGAAUAUAAAAGUUGACCAGUUGGUGCAUUGAAGAUAACCCCAUGCUAGUCACUUUGUAUGGAGGAAAGCGCUUUUAAAUUUAAAAAUCAAGUUAACUGAAGAAAUGGAACAAGAUUUGGUAUGAAUUUUGUAUAUUUUUUCUAAUCAUGGCUGAUUUUACAGAAAGCUUCAGUGAUUGCUAGAAAAUUACCAAAUUGAGAAAAUGCCAAGGGCAUUAAAUGCUUAUAGGAUUAGCUGUUGCUGCCAGCCAUCUUAGAAAAUAAAUGUUAAUUUUAUUUUUUAAUAUUUUGAGGAACAUUGUUCUACAGAAUCAAUGCAGUAAAAACACUCUUAGUAUCUCAUAGUUAACAGAUAUUGAUACUAAAGAUGCUAAACUUUAUUCACUGGGUUUGAAUUUAGAUACAAAUGAAGACAAACCGUGUAAACACUCGAUGCCUUUGUAAACUGUAUAAACUGUAUUUUAGCUCAAAUUGCUUUCUAUUAUGUUUUAUGUAUAUAUGUUUUUAUAAAUAUCAACGUGUACUUUAUCUGGAUUAUAGUAGUCUGUAUUUAAUGUCUUCUGUUUGUAUAAUUCUGUACUUAUGAGAUGCUGAAUAGUGGGAUACAGUUUUUUUUUGCCAGCUCUUGACACAUGGAAUGCAUUAUUAGUUUAAUCCAGAAACCAGGCUUUGCUACAUGCUUCAGUCCCAUCUCACCAAACCCUAUCCUCUCCAACCAAAUCCUCUACUGUGUUUUACCCAUACCUCAACGUGUAGAUACAUCAUAAUUGCAUAGCCAUAUAGAAUCUGCAGUGUAAGUAUCAUAUAACCUGGAAAGCAUUUGUAUUGUUUUGUAUUCUGACAUUGUACAAGAGCUUACACACUUUCUCAAUCUGAUAAUAAAAAAAUCGAAA
Messenger RNA from Chiloscyllium plagiosum (whitespotted bambooshark), 8169 nucleotides. NCBI's taxonomy places the organism in Eukaryota, Metazoa, Chordata, Chondrichthyes, Orectolobiformes, Hemiscylliidae. The record is from RefSeq and is a predicted model, not a curated record.